UGCGCGCGCAUUUUUUUCCCUCCACUGCCCUCGCAACACAGGAAGGGUGCGGUCGUGUUCGGCGCUGGUUACUCGGACCACGGACACACACGGCCCACGCGCCCGCGAGUGAUCUCCGACUCCCACAAUCCCCCGCGUCCUCGCACGCCGCGAAGAGGCAAAGCAGGUCGCGUACACGCACGGCAGGGGCCCCACCUGCUGCCGAGAGCAACAGCUUCCGUUCGACAACUUCAACGGGAGCGGCGGGCAAGCGGCGACCAUGCCUCCGGCCGCCGUGGUCUUCAACUCGCAGGCGGUGACGUCCCGCCUGGGCGUCGUGCGCGUGCUCCAGGUCGCCUUCACCUGCGUCGCAUUCAGCCUCGUGGCGCACAGCGGAGGCAAGGCGCACUCGUACGGCGACUUCUGCAUGUUCGCCUGGUGCGCUUGCUUCGCCUGCUCGCUCCUCAUGCUCCUCCUCGAGCUGCUGGGCCAGCGAGGCUGCGCGCAGAUCUCCUGGCAGAACCUGACGGUCACGUACGCCAUGCUGGCCGCGCUGCUGCUGCUGUCCGCCUCCGUGCUGCAUCCCGUCUACCGGCUGCGCGAGAUCUCGUGCAGCAACUGCGAGCAGCGCACCUUCACCAUCGUGGCGACCGUCUUCUCGUGCCUCGCCUUCCUCGCCUACGCCGCAGAGGUGGCGCUGACGCGGGCACGGCCCGGGGAGGUCACCGGCUACAUGGCCAGCGUGCCCGGCUUGCUCAAGGUGCUGGAGGCGUUCGUGGCGUGCCUCAUCUUCGUGGUGCUGGCAGAUCGUCCGGGGCUGUACUCGCGCUACCCGGCGCUGCAGUGGUGCCUGGCCGUGUACUGCGUCUGCUUCGUGCUGGUGGCGGUCAUCAUCCUGCUCACCGUGUGCCAGAGCACGGGCCGACUCUGCCUGCCCUUCGACCGCUUCCUGGCCCUGUGCGGCCUAGUGGCCGUGCUUGCCUACGUGACGGCCGCGGUGCUGUGGCCCGUCUACUGCUUCUCCGACAAGUACGGCGAACCCCGGCGCUCCUCGUCCUAUUGCCGCGACGUCGGCAGCUGCGACUGGGACAUGCAGCUGGCCGUCACCGUGUUCACCUACAUCAACCUGCUGGCCUACGUGGCCGACAUGGUGUACUCGAGCCGCCUGGUCAUCAUCAGCCGCACGCUGUAGCGUCUCGGCGGGCCGCGGGACGGGCCGGGCCCAUGGGGACUGGCUGCUUUCCGUGUCACGUGAUGCUUGUAGAGAUCCGCUAGCUAUAGGGGUGAGCGUUCACUCGCUUGGAAAUCUGUUGGUGAAUGGUUACCCCGAUGACUAACGGAUCUCCAUGACGGUCAGUGGUCGCCCCGUUAACUCGGCGGCGGUGACGGGGGGGGGUGACGGAUGCCCGUCGUGUAUUUUUGUGUGCGAGGUCUGGAUGCCUAGAGAUUGUUUUAACGUGUGGUGAGGGCGGCGCACACAACGCCUUGACUUGUGUGUUACCACUGCCUCCCCACCCGCACAGUCGCUAGAGAUCUCUCUCUCUCUCUCUCCUCAGUUGUGCUGUAGCAGGUCUUCACGUCAGUCUCCUGUGUAAAGUCUGUCUCGGUUAAUUUUGGGGAGCGGGAGUCGGGUUAAAAUGAAGAGGCUAAGCUCGUCAAGCAAACUGCGCUUGGCAGCGUAAGAAACGGCAUUCGGUUGGCUUCACCGGUUUGCCACUGGCAAACCUCUCUGUUUCAUGAUUGGCUGUCAAAAUAUCCAGAAACUCUAGGGUUGGAGAAAAGCGUCACUUUGGUGAGAUAUUUCCUGACCCACCAUUAGAAUGCAACAAGACAAAGACAAAGCUUUCCCCCCGUAUAGCCUCGAGACUUUUGGGGCAAGUGCUGCUAGCGAGCAGCACCUAUGAAGGCCGGCACAGCACACGAGGGGGUGGGUGGCCAGCACCACGCCCAGCCGCCUUUGUCUCGCUAGUGGAAUUUUUUUAAAGCACCCCGGGACUCAUUUGAAGCUGAGUCGACCUAGGGGAGGCCCCAGGACCGGUUCGGAUAAUCUUCACUGGUGUUGGCCGUGAGCGGGAUUCGAACUCGGGUCGCCGGGUUCAUAGAGCAGUGUGCUUCCCCCUACUGAUCCCAACAAUACACACACACGCCAUACAGUGCGUGUAUUGCGGGUGUGAGAAUUGAUUUCAAUCGGUGCGUAGUUUAAGCAAGCCCAGGGCCACAGCUAUAAAAGAAAAUACAGUUAUAGAGGCCGGCUUAACAGAUAUCUAUGCCAGUGUAAAAUGGUCACUUAAGCCAUAAUUAUUAACGCUUGGUGAAUUUUUUACGACAUCGUUAUGACAUUCUACUGCCACGGUCGUGUUGCGGGUUCACAGACUGUAUUUGCAAUCCAGAAGGUCGCAGGUUUCGACUCCCCCUCUCCCGGCACGACCGCUGAAACGACGGAGCAAGUUCCUCGAAUCUGCAAACCCGCCGCCGCCACAUCCCUGUUCCACCCAUCAACAUAAAAUUGGCGCGCCACCACAGUUGAGUAAACGCAACUGUGGCUGUCGCCUGAUGUUGUGACUGCUGGCGAAACGUCGUACCCGAAUUGUAAGUGUGUGUUUACUCUCCAACACACACCGGUGGUGCUGUGCUCGUGACGAAUUGGCACGUUUAGUUUGCGUGACACAAACCCUUACUAGUUGGCAGCGUAGGGUGGUGGCGGGUUUAACGAAACGUUUAUAUAUUUACUUGAUCUGACCCCAAAACAACGACCUGUAUUAUGGACCCUAACUGCACUCGGCUAUUUACACACACCGUGCCUCCCAACAGCAGCAGCAGCAACAUCAAUUACUGCGAAUAAAGCAAAACUUCAUAUCAAACGUGGCAUCUCUGAAGCCACUUGGGUGGCGGGAGGGGGGGGAGUUGGAGUGUUGGUGGGUCAGUGGGGAUGCUCGCUCAUCCGCUCGCCCACCAUCUCUCCCACUUGGGCUCGUUAUGAUAUUUUUUUUGUCUUCUAUUCACAAAAACAACCUCUUAUGGAUAAACUCGUCACUUACCGAGGCUCCCACAAGGCCGUGCGGGUGGGCGUGUUGUGCGGUUUGGUGCCCGCUAUCGUAAGAGGGCGGUGGUCGUGUGGCUACAGUUCGGGGCGGCGAGCAACGACGUCUUUGAAGUCAACGGCGCUGCUGCUGCUGUUGCUGCUACGCCUCUCUGAAUCAAAAAUUUACACGGAAACCGCGUACGUUUUUCCGAGCUUCGGCGAUGAACGGGACAACGACCCUGCAGCUUGCAGAGGUCUCGGAAUGCGAAAGGGUUACAUUUACUCACCCGCUGAAUCACUCUUGCCAAAGAAGUUUUCUUUUCGCUGUCUUUUUUUCCGUGCUUUUUUUUUACUACCAUUUUGUCAAAAAAUGUUUGUACUCGCUCCUGUUGAUGCACUGGAAGAAGUAGUUAGUUGUAGUCUUGAACCAUCCGAGCAGACCUGCGCCCGCCGCUGCUUGUCGCCGUCGCACCGUUGUGCAGUCAGCAGGUUUGCUCGUGCAAGUGAGCGGCAGUAGUUUACUCCAGCACAAAGUAUUGGGAGCAACGGACAACAACAGAAUCUCCCUCUCGCCCGAAAAGUAAAAUUAUAAAGGAUGAAUUUUAUCCAUCGACCGGUCCGGUCUUCCGGAACCAACGCUUUUCGUCUUCUUGUAAUUGUUCCCAGUUUUAUUCCAAUCGCGCUCUCUCUCGGCCACGUACGGGAUGUUGAACUUCUUUCGUGCCGUACGUAGCCGACCCUGCUCAUCGGAGGUACGGGGGAAGGACAAGAAACUCUGGGUCGCUGUGCGAGUCUGUGUGUGUGUUAAAACUUGUUUGGCAUCGUACGUAGCCGACCAUCAAACUAAACACAAAAAGCAGUUCUAGAGAAAUGAGACUGUCAAUCUGGAUGAUGAUUUAAAAGUGUGCGUAGCUCCCGUGGUUUCCUAAUAUCGGAAGGGAAGAGCGUUCCAGACGGCCGCGGAAGCGCAUCUGAAAGCGCCGCGCGACGAUGCGGUGACCACCGCCUUUGUUCGAUGUCCAUCCAACCCUGCGUGCCGUGAGGAGGAGUGGAGUUCAGUCCACGUGAUGGCUGCCAUCACAAGGACUCGAGCCCAGGUACUCGGUGAGUCUCGGCUCGACUCUCUUGACCCCUGACCCACACAACCGCCUUUUAAACGUGUAUCUUAUACGAGGAGACCGAAUGAUCACGUCUGCUUAGAUACGUUUUCUCGCAGCGCAUCACUUAGUUUCGCAGGAUAUUCGAAAGCUGCUGCUCGCUCACUCUCCCCGAUGCUUUUUCGGGUUGCACCGCUGCGGGGAGCUGCUUUGGGGAUUUAUUUAUCGAAAUGAGGCUCCCCCUGGCACGUGCAGAGAAACGUCAAGGACACGAGGCCAGACAAGCGCGCCGUUUACAGCCAGAAAAUAAAUGGCCCGCGGUGUUUUCGGGUGAAGUUCAGGGAAGGUCUAAGUCACAGUCGUUGCCUUUAAAACACUGGAUCACAGCCGUGGGCAACCAAGAACAAACCAAAAACAACGAAUGUGGGACUCCACAACAACAACAACCGCCACUAAGUGGCGGUGACGUCACCAUACCCGUACCCGGCCGCACCAGGGUCGCAAACGGGUACCCGUACCCUACCCGAUCGGGUACCCUACCCGUACCCGGCCGGGAACGGGUAGGGUACCCGAUUGCGACCUCUGGGAUGAAGCCAUGUUGCAGGCGUGGGUGGGUUGAUUCUAGGAACUUGAAUUGUGAGAAGAGACAAGAUAUUGGGAAAUGAGUGACAAAUAGUUACUCACCAGUGACUCACGGCCUACCCGUACCCGUACCUGGCCGCACUAGGGUCGCAGCCGGGUAUCGGGUAGGGUACGGGUAUCGGGUACCCGGUUGUGACCUCGAGUCUCCUGACGGUGAAACGUCGAGGAACAAAAGGCGGGGGUGGUGCGGGAGAGCCGUCCUCCGUUCUUGCGAUGUGGCCGCGCGGGCGGGACAACGUCUUGAACGGGAUGAUGUCAUCGACGGGGGGAUAAGACCGAUCCUCGACGAGACUUGGGUAUCACGAUCAUCGCGGUCAUCGCAGUCAUCGCGGUCAUCGCGAUCAUUACCAUCGGGCUCCAAGAGGCUCGCGGACGACGCCCGCGUGCGUACGGAAGGGGCCGCGCAUCCUGUUUGGAGCCUCGACUUGCAGGAGAAUCCCAAGUCUCGUCGCAUGACUGACGGACUGACGUGGCCCGGCAUCAUUUGACACGUGGGAGCUUUGACCGACAAGAGGGCAGGCUCGAGAGGGCUGGGGUCACGUGCACUGGGAACUGGGACACCCGGCAAUCAGCUUGGCAGUCCACGUCGUUCCGUUUGUCUGACCGGAAUAGCGUAGAGGUUGUGUACGUUGCGAGAAUCGCGUUUCGUGUUCAUGGUCCGUGCAUCUGUAAAGGACAUCGAAGACGAUCACGUGAUACAGAUCGGCCUAUUACCCGCUCGGUAAUUGCUCUUCUAGGGCGAUCCUGAUUUGAUUCUGGCGGAACAGCCACUGACGAUUGAUGGUCUGGCCAGCUAAGCGUGGGUUUGGCUUGGGGAUGAUUCAAAUGGGAUUUGUUUUCGUGGAGGGAGUUGUUGGUUUGUGUUGCGAUAGAGGAUAGAAGGUUCUGGAGCGGUCGGUGGGGAUAGCCCCUGCCUGGAGACUGCCGAUGGUGUAAGCGCCAGAGGUCGCAAACGGGUUUUGAUUCCUUACCUGUACCCGUACCCGGCCGCACCAGGGUCGCAAACGGCUACCCGUACGCUACCGGUACCCUACCCGAAAUGAGUGACAAACGGUUACUCACCGGUGACUCACGGCCUACCCGUACCCGGCCGGGUACGGGUAGCCGGGUAUCGUGUAGGGUACGGGUAUCGGGUACCCGGUUGUGACCUCUGGUAAGCGCCUCGAAGUCCUGCGAAUGAAGGCGACGUUUAGGGAACGGCACGUGUGCUGGGCUCUUCCACACACACACCGCGGAGCGGCUGAAAAGGCCCACCCACACUGGUCCAAAUACAUUUUUAAAACAACUGACUGUGAAUUCAAAGCCGUCGGGUGUCUGUGGUUGUUGUUGUUGUUGAUGUAGCGUAACGACGCAUGACGUUGCUGGAUGUUUCAAUAAACAUUUCUGUUUACGA
Messenger RNA from Lethenteron reissneri (Far Eastern brook lamprey), 6133 nucleotides. RefSeq names its product myeloid-associated differentiation marker homolog. The record is from RefSeq and is a predicted model, not a curated record. Lineage: Eukaryota; Metazoa; Chordata; Hyperoartia; Petromyzontiformes; Petromyzontidae. Gene Ontology annotation, cellular component: membrane.